This is a messenger RNA of Fraxinus pennsylvanica, 678 nucleotides long. NCBI's taxonomy places the organism in Eukaryota, Viridiplantae, Streptophyta, Magnoliopsida, Lamiales, Oleaceae. The record is from the annotation of a GenBank genome assembly.
AUGUUGAAUUUGCUAACCGCCAAGGAGAGAAUGGCGGGUGUUGUGCUUUCCUAUUCGCCUGUAACCAAGACCACGACUGUGUUCAAAAUUCCAACAUAUCCGAGUUUUGGAUUGGUUUUUGGACGGAGUGGAAAUGGGAAACCUGCUCUUUUGCAGUUGAUAGCAGGGUUAAGUAGCCAAAAUCAGGCUCCAUCCAUAAAUAAUGAUCAGUCUCCUGAAUUGUUAUUGCCUGGAAGAGUUGGUAUUGUUUUCCAGUUUCCUGAAAGGUACUUUGUUGCUGACAAUGUUCUUGAUGAAAUCAUAUUUGGGUGGCCAAGACAAAGGGGCGGCGUGCAAUUGAGAGAGCUUCUUGCUUCAAGACUCGAAAGAGCUAUGACUUCGGUUGGUCUGACUGGAAUCUCUCUGGACAAAGAUCCACAAUCUCUAAGUGGUGGCUACAAACGUCGACUUGCCCUAGCAAUCUAUUUAGUGCAAAUUCCAGCCCUGUUAAUAUUGGAUGAGCCUCUUGCUGGUCUUGAUUGGAAGGCUAGUGCAGAUGUUGUUAAGUUGUUGAAGAAACUGAAGAAAGAGCUGACCUUGCUGCUUGUCAGCCAUGACCUUGAAGAGUUGGCCUCUCUUGUAGAUCGGUCCUGGAGGAUGGAGACGGGAGUAUUGAAGAGUGAACUCCUGCCAAUUUGA